Molecule: messenger RNA, 3095 nt
Organism: Pimephales promelas (fathead minnow)
Lineage: Eukaryota; Metazoa; Chordata; Actinopteri; Cypriniformes; Leuciscidae
Gene: parp9
Product: poly(ADP-ribose) polymerase family member 9
Biological process (GO): negative regulation of gene expression; protein poly-ADP-ribosylation; positive regulation of type II interferon-mediated signaling pathway
Cellular component (GO): nucleus; cytoplasm
Molecular function (GO): transcription corepressor activity; ubiquitin-like protein ligase binding; NAD+ poly-ADP-ribosyltransferase activity
Source: RefSeq, a predicted model, not a curated record
GCUGACCGAAGAGGUUGAUUCCUAGAAAACAAAGUUUAGUUUUUACUUCAUGUCAAAGUAUUAGCCAUUCAGGAAGCGACAAGCCAUGGGUGACAUACAACAGAUUCCACUGGUUCCAGAGCACGCUGCCAUUCUGAGAAAGUGUCAAAGUAGCUUUUGCCAAGCUGUUCAGGCAAAAUUUAAUUGCAUGGCUAUUCUCCAUAAUAUAGAAGCGUCUGGCUCUUUUGGUAGCACAGGUCAUGCCUUACGUGCUGAGAAGAGGUACUCCACAAAGCUGUCUGGUGAAGUGGAAAUAUCAGUCUGGAAAGACGAUCUUACCCGUCAUAAAGUGUAUGCUGUGGUAAAUGCAGCCAAUGAGAAUCUAAAGCAUGGAGGAGGUCUUGCACAAGCCCUGAGUGAUGCUGGGGGACCAAUGAUUCAGAAAUGGAGUGAUGAUAUUAUUAAGCAAGUAGGAAAAGUGAAAACCGGUGAGGCAGUGCUCAGUCCUGCUGGAAAUCUCCCAUGUAAUUGGAUCAUACAUGCUGUGGGUCCUCAAGUGCCUCAAAAUCCAUCCCAGAAGGUGCUUGAUCAAGCUGCACCCUUGUUACAUUUUGCUAUUAUUAAUAUCUUAACAAUUGUUUCACAUCAAAACAUUCCCUCUGUUGCAAUUCCUGCUCUGAGUUCUGGCCUUUUCAAUUUUCCAAGAGAUCGCUGCGCAGACAUUAUUGUAAAGGCUAUAAAGCACUUCCAAGAAUCUAGAGGGUUUUAUGGCAAGAGCGUAGAAAUCCAUCUGGUCAAUAAUGAUGAACCCUCAGUCCAAGAAAUGGAAAGAGCCACUAGAGCGCAUUUAGAUCCAUCCAACAUCAUUGGCUCAUACAGUGGGGCUGUGCAAGUCCAUAGCAUGCCAUCCUCUUCAAGCAACAGUUUGCAGUUUGGCAAUGUAACACUACACCUUAAAAAGGGCUAUAUUGAGGAGGAAACGGUUGAUGUAAUUGUCAAUACAAUUUCGACAAGCUGUAAAUUGGACCAAGGAGAAAUUUCCAAAGCUAUUUUGAAGAAAGCUGGUAGAAAGAUUCAAGACGAGAUUUACAAAACGAAAAUGUACACACUUUUCUCAACUGGUGUUCUCUAUAUUACACGUGGACAUGAUCUAAAAUGUGAAGCAGUAUAUCAUACUGCAUUAGAAGAAAUGUCCUAUAAGUCUCUUAAAAAUGCCGUCACAGAAUGUCUGAGGAGAGCUGAUGGGAAAUACAAGUCCAUCUCCUUCCCAGCAAUUGGUACUGGUAAUCUGCGCUUUCAGAAGCGAGAUGUUGCUGGAAUCAUGACAGAGGCUGUGGCAGAAUUAGGCAAAGACAGCACCAAAAAACUGGAUGUAUACUUUGUUGUGUUUCCAAAGGACAGUGAAAUGUUGGAGGCAUUUGAUAACGAGAUGAACAGAAGGAAAGGACAGGCAAAGUCCCCAGAAGCACGCACUGAUGUGACAAGAUUUGCUUCUGCAUCCAAAGUAACCACAGUAAAUGAAACAGCCACUGUUGAGUUCCAAAGCUCCAGCGGAGAAGCCCUGAGAGAAGCAAAAGAGUGGACAGUUAAAAUGCUAAACCUAUCAAAAAAACGAACAAUAAAGAAUAAUCACAUCAUAUAUCUUGGACAAAAAGACCAUGAAUACCUGCUCUCUCUCCAAACAAUGUUUGAUGUUCAGAUUGAAGAGUUCUUCAGGAGUGGAAAUGGUGGCAUAACAAUCACUGGAAGUCCUUCAGAUGUCAGCUGUGUGGCAAUUGAGGUAGAGUUCAUGCUUUGUAAGGCCCAGGAAGACUUCGCCCAAGCUGAAGAACGAGACAUGCUAUAUUCUGUGGUUCGCUGGAGCUGUAAAGAUGAACCUUGGAUACAAACACCUGAAAUCAGUGCAAGUUUGGAGAAGGCUUAUCUGGCUGGGGCUGAAAACCAUGUGGUCAAUAACCACAAAGUCAGCUUGAGGCUCAGGACUUUGGUGGGCAGCACUGGGAGAAUUAGCACUGUGGAAAGGACAUGCAUGUUUCCUUUUGUCAAGUCUCUUAACAACUCAUUCUAUGAAAGAAAAAAUGUGACCAGGAAUGAUUAUUCUUUAAAAGAUGAAAGGAAAAUCUUCUAUGCUUGUGGGCUCAAUAUUGUAAAGGUGGAGAAGCUAGAGAACAUCGUGCUGAAGCAGCUGUUCGACAGCAAUGAGAGGAGAGUGAAAGACAAACCCAAGCGCCUCUACCAGCGUGUGUCAGCUCAGUUCUGUGAUCUCAUCUGCAGAGUAGGCUUUCAGAAAGAGUUCGCCCCUCCUGCAGAGCAAAGGUAUGGCAGCGGAAUAUACUUCAGCGGUACAGUGGACGGAGCCCUGAAGCUGUGGAGGGAACAGGAACAUGAGCAGUACGUCUACAUCAUUCAGGCCCAGGUCCUCACUGGGAAAUCCACGAUUGGUUCUCCAGAUUUGAUUUUGCCCCCUGCCAUGAAGGGAGACCCUUUGGAGCGUUAUCAUAGUGUGUCUGACAGGGCACAGACUUGUGUCAUCUUCAGCGGUCAACAAGCUCUUCCUGAAUACCUGAUCAUAUGUGACAAAUCCACCCCUGUGUAGCUGCUCAAAGCAAUAUGCAUUAUAAUGCACAUAAAAAAGAAUGGCAAAUCUGGCCACACAAUAAAUACAAAACUUUACAACUAAAAAUUAAAGGUCUUUAUAAGCAUUAGUUUAAAUCAUAUUACUAGAUUAUUGAUUGUAAUAUAUGCCUGUGAAAUUGAUUAUUUUGAUGUUCCUUAACCUGCUUUGAUGUAACCAACUUUGAGAACUACUCUUUUUUUCCUUUUAGAUUGCCGUUUAAGCUCUUUUUGAAAACAUGAAUACAUUUAUUAAUAUUAACAGGUGUUAGGUGGAGAAAAAUAGAUUUGAUAAGUUCAUCAGUUCGACAGAAAAGAAUGCAAAUGAGGGUAAAUAAUUUAGGUGGUGGGUUUACAGUUUAAAAGUGCUGAAAUUCAUUAAUUAAUUAAUGCAAAACAAAUGAUCUCUGGCUGUUUACUUGAUCAAUUAUCAAGACAUUUGUAUUCAUGUGAUCUGCACAACUGAGUAAUAUGUAAAGCUUUGACUUAAAUAAAUGCCAAAU